AUGUCGGAUCAUCCUCUCUCCCCGCAGAGGACGAGCACAUCUCCGCUCGGAAUCGAUGGAUCGAUCGUGCAAGUCUUGGACCGAAGGAACAGGGGCCCUUUGUCGAUCAUCUCUUCUGACCGGAAGGUAUUCACGUUUACAUCGAUCAAAGAUCACGGCGUUUCAUGGAUCAUCGGCAACGCCGUGAAGGAUCAAAUUGGCCACGAUGGAAAUAUGACGAAACGGGAAACCGUGUUAUUCGAAGAAGGUGACAGAAUUCGUAAUGACGAUUAUUUUCCUCAAGGAGAGGACUACGAAGACGAGAUUGGCUUUGAUAACAGGCAACCUCUGAAAGAUUAUCCGAACAAAAGGCGUUCGAAGGAGGAAGAAUUGGACAUGCUUCCGAUAAAUCCUAAGAACGAUACCCUAAAAAAGCCUUUGACGGAUCGCUUCGAAUCAUCGAACAACGGUGUAGGAAAAAUAAGGGAGCUACGAUUGGGCGAUCCUGAUUGUGGCGAGGGUCCACCCGAUUGGCACGAUCAGAAGAGCCCUUGCCAUCCACCAGAGGGCCCCUGUACACCCAUGGAACCACCGGGCUAUCCCUCGAAACCGAAGCCGGAGAGGAAGCCGUUUUGCGCGAAACACGAUCCAAUCAUCCCGUUCCUGAGGCCGUCCUUCAAGUUCUCCAUCGCGACGAUUGGUAAUUUCCGAGCUAAAAGCCCGUACUGUCUGGGAUCCUCCUUUCUCCAUGGUUGGAAUUUGGCGUCUUUUUCGAGGACACACUUUUACGAUAACUUCGCCUUCGCGAGAAACUUUAGCACUGUUCUCGCGCCGUGGGAGCCAGGAACAACGGUUUGUCUGUCGAAAGAAUUGUCGAGGUAUCUGCGACAAGAGCAAACGAGGUUGUUUCAAAAGGACGCGGUCCUUAUGAGGCCAAAGGAGAAGAAACCAUGCGUGCCAUGCGAUAAACGUCCACCUCAAUCGAAAGUGCCUUGCAAACGACCGUAUCAACGAGAAAAGCCUUGUCUACCGACGGAGAAGUGUAUACCACCCCUUCCACCAUGUUGUCGUAAACGACCCGUGAACCCAAAGUGUCCCAUCCAACCACCAUCUCCGUGUCCGCCUCCUUGCCCGAUGCCAUGCCCGAAUGUCGUGGAAAAACCUCCACAGAUCAAAAUAUGCUAUCGAAAGUGUCCCUUACCUCCGAAAUUACCAAAACUUCCGAAAUGUCCCAAGUUUCCUCCUCCACCGCCACCUCCAGAGCUACCUAAACUGCCCAAACUACCCAAGUGUCCGCGUCCUUGUCCGCCGCCUCCUGCACCAAAGCCGCCCAAGUGUCCAAAGAUACCUAAAAUAGAAUGUCCACCUCAAAAGGAAUGUCCACCGCCACCACCUUGUGAGCCUUGCCCUUGUCCACCACCCUGUCCGCCACCAUGUUGUCCACCUCCGCCACCUUGUCCACCCUGUCCAAUACCGAUGCCGUGUCCCAAACCUCUUCCUUGUCCGCCACCUCCUCCGCCUAAGAUCUGUCCACCAUGUCCACCAUGCGCGGAAUGUCCGCAACCUCCUCCUUGUCCACCUCCGCCACCGUGUUGCCCUUGUCCUUGUCCUGUACCACCUCCACCUCCUCCAUGCCCCAAACCUUGUCUAAACAAACAAUACAAAAAAUCUGUGGUGACUGACUGUCCCAACGAUGUUCCGUCUUGUCCCAAAUCUUCCAAUCCUAAGAAAAACCAAAAAAAUAAAAAUACGAAGAAAAGAAAUCUAUCCACGUAUCACACUCCAUCCAAAUUUCUUUCUCGAAGAAUCAUUUCUAGAAAGUUCCACGUGUUUUCCAUGCUGUCCGAGGAGAAAAAAGAUAAAAAGGAUAAAAAAGAUAAAAAAGAUACUUGCGCGAAAAUGGCAGAUAUCUGCGAAGAGCAAAAAGAUGAAUGUGCUGUAAUACCUUGCGAGAAAGAGAAAAAAAAAAAGAAGAAAGAUGUGUGCGAAGGUAGAACGAUGGCAAAGAUGGAAAAAAAAAAAGAUCUUAAAGAGCAAGAAGAGUGUAUAGAGAAAUGCAUUCCAAGGGGAAAAUGUGAAUUGCCCGAUAUUCCUAAAGCACCGAAGAUGGAGUAUGGACCUGUCGAUUGUCCACCUCCGAAGUUUGCCAAGCCCAAACCUUGUCCAGAUGUCCCGGAAACCAAGUUUGAGUACUCACCUCCGUGCGAAGAACGUACGAAAAAAAGAAAGCAAACCUGCAUGCCACCGCCUAUUCCAAAACCACCCACGGAACCGGUAGUACUUUGCCCCUGUCCAGCUCCGCCAAAGUUGCCCGCUGGACCGUGUCCCUGUUACGAUUUUAAGAAGCCAAAAUUAGCCAAGCCUAAAUUUCCACCAUGUCCGAAGAAGGAAAAAUACGUUUGUCAAGAAUCUAUUUUAUGUCAAUUCGAUCCGACUUAUUUAACAUUAAUUUUUUAA
Messenger RNA from Apis dorsata (giant honeybee), 2436 nucleotides. Its product is annotated as histone-lysine N-methyltransferase 2D-like. The record is from RefSeq and is a predicted model, not a curated record. Bases 1 to 2436 code for a protein of 811 amino acids. The transcript is spliced from 4 exons. NCBI's taxonomy places the organism in Eukaryota, Metazoa, Arthropoda, Insecta, Hymenoptera, Apidae.